UGCGCACCCUCUCUAGCUCCUAGUCUCUUGUUAGCCUCCGUCGAGGCAGCAUCCGGACGUAGAGCGGUAGGAUUGCAGCAGCAGCAGCAGCAGCAGGGGGUGAUACUGGGGGGAGCAGCCGCAUCAUCCCGUCUGUGAAGAGGAUUCCCGCUUCUCUCCUGUGCCCCCCUCCAAUUCACCAGGGACUCGUUCCAUGUGCACGGAUACCAGUGACAGACUGCUUCCUGGCACACCCCCUCUCCUUGCCCCAUUCCAGGCUAACUUCUCCCUCAGAACUUUGAUCCCUGUCAGCCGAGAGACCCUGAUGGCACAGCCUGUCCUGCUGCAGGGGAGGGCAAUCAAGGGUUAACCCUGCGCUUGUAGAUAGUUGCUGGUGUUCAUCUGUGUCCAGUCAUCCUGGGAUUGCACAGGGCAGCAUCUGUGGGGUGUCGGUUAAUGGGUUAAUAAUAAGUCGUCUUGGGUCUGUCCAAUGUCUUGUCAGUGACCCCUGGGCUUGUAGGGGUUAAUGUGGACUGUUUUGUGGUUGAUCCCUUGUUUCCGUAAGUGGCUCUGUGUUUGACUACUACCCCCAGUCGCUACUUGGUGGAUGGCGUCCCUGUAGUCCAGAUGCCCUGUGAUCAGCAGGAGAUGCCUGGAUUUGGCUCCUCUUUUAUCUCUGCUAUCAGACAGCCGCAUCCAUCUUUGUAGAUAAUAUAGUGUCGCCAGAUUGUGAUCUCGCUGUAACCUGCUGUUUUCUUCAGUAUCUGAUUUAGGGACUUGAGAAUUUUUUAUUUAUUUUUUUACUGGAGGAUCUAUGCAGCUACGGUGACAUUUGUCAUUGAUGGUCCCCUGGUUGGGUCUGCGCUGAUGCCAGCUGUGAACCAAUCGGGUAGGGGCAUCAUUUUUAGUGACUGUGUACCUACUUAGGUCCCGGUCCUCACAGAGAUUUUACUCUUUUAAUCCUGUAGUUCUUUAAUUAUUUUUAUACUGUUGGAGUCUUACACUAACUGUUGAGGAGACUUUAGUGCCCAUCUCCCGUAUGCGGCACCAUGUCCAAGACGCUGAAAAAGAAGAAGCACUGGCUGAGCAAAGUGCAGGAAUGCGGGCUAUCCGGCAUGGGGGGAGAUCCGAGUGCCCUCCUGGAGAUCCGUGGGGGUGCUGAGCAUGGAGAGUUCCCUUACCUGGGCCGCCUCAGAGAGGAUGCUGCAAGCUACAUUGCGGGCAAGGUACCCAGCCAAGGGGAUGUACUGUUGGAAGUGAAUGGAACGCCAGUCAGCGGCCUUACGCACCGUGACACCCUGGCAGUGAUAAGGCACUUCAGGGAACCCAUCCGUCUAAAGACCGUCAAACCCGGUAAAGUUAUUAAUAAAGAUCUCCGUCACUAUCUGAGUCUGCAGUUCCAGAAGGGAUCCAUAGACCAUAAGCUACAACAAGUGAUAAGAGAUAACCUCUAUCUAAGAACAAUACCUUGUACAACUCGGUCACCAAGAGAUGGAGAGGUCCCUGGCGUUGAUUAUAAUUUUAUCACUGUGGAUCAAUUUAAAGUCUUAGAAGAUAGCGGGGUGCUGCUGGAGAGUGGAACAUAUGACGGCAAUUUCUAUGGUACUCCAAAGCCUCCCGCUGAGCCUAGCCCCUUCCAGCCUGAUCCAGUAGAUGGGGUUCUCUUUGAUGGAGACUUUGACACAGAGACUACACGAAAGAGAACCACGUCUGUCAGUAAGAUGCAGCGUACAGAUUCUUCUCUCCCGGAGGAAGAGGAAGAUGAGGAAAGAGAGGCCGUGAAUGGCAGUAGUGGAAGUGCAGAUCAUCGAGACCGACCCGAAUCUACAGAUUGGGCAAAAACUGUCCCCAGCUACAACCAGACAAACAGUAAUAUGGACUUCAGGAAUUACUUAACUCAAGGUGAAAACUUGGAACCCCUUCCGAAGAACUGGGAAAUGGCCUACACAGAUGCAGGAAUGAUUUACUUUAUUGACCACAACACUAAAACUACAACAUGGUUGGAUCCCAGGCUGUGCAAGAAAGCCAAAGCUCCAGAAGACUGCGACGAUGGCGAGCUUCCAUAUGGCUGGGAGAAGAUUGAGGACCCACAAUAUGGCAUCUACUAUGUUGAUCACAUUAAUCAGAAAACCCAGUUUGAGAAUCCAGUUGUAGAAGCUAAAAGAAGGAAACAGCUUGGACAGCUGAGUUUGCCUCCAUCUCACGGGGCACUAAAUCCCGAGUCUGAGGCGUCCCCAUUCACCAGAGAUCCAGCACUGUUAAAGGGGGCGAUACUGCGUACCUCCCUGAAGAAGAGCUCCAUGGGGUUUGGAUUUACCAUCAUUGGAGGAGACCGACCAGAUGAGUUUCUCCAGGUGAAAAAUGUAUUGAAGGAUGGCCCGGCGGCACAAGACGCCAAAAUAGCACCAGGUGAUGUUAUUGUUGACAUAAAUGGAACAUGUGUCCUUGGUCACACUCAUGCAGAAGUCGUCCAGAUGUUCCAGCUGAUUCCAAUUAACCAGUAUGUGAAUAUGACCCUCUGCCGUGGAUACCCUCUUCCUGAAGACAGUGAUGAUCCUGUAAAUGAUAUUGUUACCAAUGCCCCACCAAUCAUCAAUGGGCAGAUGACAACUCAAGGAGAAAACAUGGGAAGUCAGGACUUGAAAUCGGGAUUGGUUGUUCUGGAUCAAAAUGGAAAACCAGGCCAUGUGUUAGUCAAUGGGCGUUUAAAUGGUCCUUCACUUGAGAUACAGGAUCAAAGGACAUCUAUGGCUUCAACUGUGAACCCACCGCCAGAGCUUGUAACUGUUCCUUUAUUAAAAGGACCUAAGGGUUUUGGAUUUGCUAUUGCUGACAGUGCAAUGGGCCAAAAGGUCAAAAUGAUCUUGGAUAGCCAGUGGUGUCCUGGCCUUCAGAAGGGAGAUGUAAUAAAAGAAAUCUAUCAUCAGAAUGUGCAAAAUCUCACACAUAUACAAGUUGUUGAAGUCCUGAAGCAAUUUCCAGUUGGGGCUGAGGUGCCAUUACUCGUGUUAAGAGGAGCUCCCCCGUCACCUAUCAAAGUAGCAAAAGUGAAAACGGAUAAGCAGGAUCUGUCGGGCAGCCUGGAAGCAGUUGGCACAGCUGAACCUUUACCACAGCCAUUGCCCUUUCCACCAAAUCUUGCUCGAUCCAACUCCCCAAAACUUGACCCUUCAGAAGUUUAUAAGAAAUCAAAAAAUAUCUUUGAAGAUAAACCUCCCAAUACUAAGGAUUUGGAUGUAUUUCUCCGUAAGCAGGAAUCUGGCUUUGGAUUCAGGGUCCUUGGAGGGGAUGGACCAGACCAAGCGAUUUACAUUGGAGCCAUUAUUCCUUUAGGAGCUGCUGAGAAAGAUGGCCGCCUCCGCGCUGCUGAUGAACUAAUCUGUAUCGAUGGUGUACCUGUGAAAGGAAAAUCCCACAAGCAGGUCUUAGAUUUAAUGACCACUGCCGCUCGAAAUGGUCAUGUGCUGCUUACAGUGAGAAGGCAGUUAUUCUUCACAGACAAACAGCAAGAAGAGGAGGACGCACAAAACCCUCCUACUAUCCUCAAUGGCUCUCCCAGGUUAAACCGAAUUGAAGUGACUAGUGUUCCCAAACCACCCGCAGAGGCUUAUGAUGUCAUCUUACAGCGGAAGGAGAAUGAAGGCUUUGGAUUUGUCAUUUUGACCUCUAAGAAUAAACCGCCACCAGGAGUCAUUCCUCACAAGAUUGGACGGGUAAUAGAAGGAAGCCCUGCUGACCGCUGCAGAAAGCUAAAAGUGGGAGACCGGAUCUCCGCUGUUAACGGCCAGUCCAUUGUGGAGUUGUCACAUGAUAACAUUGUGCAACUCAUAAAAGAUGCUGGGAAUACAGUCACCCUCACUGUGAUUGCGGAAGAAGAACACAGAGGUCCCCCAUCAGGAUCCAACUCGGCGAGACAGAGUCCUGCUCCACAGCACCGAGCCAUGGGCCAAGCACAACCCAAUUAUGGGACACUGGAGAGAAAUACGUUGGACGCAGACAGCAGUAAGGGAGAUCUCUCUGCUCCAUACAGAUUCUUAUGGGCUGAUCAUAAGCCCGACGCUGCGCACACCCUGCCUAGUGGAAGCCGACACUCGCAGAGUGCUGGUUGCUACCCCGUGGAGUUGGAGAGAGGAUCCAGAGGCUUUGGUUUUAGCCUACGUGGUGGUAAAGAAUACAACAUGGGACUUUUCAUUCUCCGCCUUGCAGAAGAUGGGCCUGCGAUCAAAGACGGCCGCAUUCAUGUCGGGGAUCAAAUAGUAGAAAUUAAUGGAGAACCAACCCAAGGCAUCACUCACACACGAGCUAUUGAGCUGAUCCAAGCUGGUGGGACCAAAGUUCUUCUCCUAUUAAGACCUGGAACAGGACUUAUUCCAGAUCACGAAGAUUUGGAAGACAUUCAUCCUCCAUCUAUAAAUGUAACAUAUGAUGACAUCUCUGCAUUUUCAUCAGCUUCAUAUGUGGAUUGCACUCCUGAAGUUUUUCCUUUACCAGCACCUGAUGAGGAUUCUUUUGAAGUUCAGAAAACUGAGAAAAUGGUUGAGCCAAGUGAUAUACAGCAACCAAAGGACACCUCUGCGUUGCCUAGUGGCGUAAUUCAAGAAGAUAAGGCAUUAACGCAGGAAAAGCAGUCGUCUCCUGUCCAAGGCAAAGAUCAGCAUAGAGAGAGGUCUUUGAGUCCUAAAAAUCCUAAUAGAAAGAAACUGCUGGAUUCUGAGAAAGAAUUCAGCACAAAGAGAGGACGAUCUGUGAGUCCUAAAAAGAUUGAUAGCAAAAUAUCUAAGGAACAGCCUUAUAGCCUUCAGGGGUCUAAACAGACAGAUUCUAAAAAAACACAAAAAGAAACCAGAGACCGAUCAUUGAGCCCCAGGAAAUCCUAUUCUAAAAACCUAGAAGGCAAUAUUGACUCCACUCACGCAAAAGAUGCUAGAAGACAAAGAGGAAGAUCUGCCAGUCCUAAAAAAGCUUACAAAAAAGAGGAAGGAGAGAAGAGUGGCACUGGAAGAGCAGAGAAGUUGCAAAAACAAGAGAAUAGGUCUCCAAAACAUAAUGCCAACAUUGAAAGUAUAGAUCAGCUUAGAGAUAAAAAAGACAAAACAUCUAUUAGAGAAGACAGCGAAAAACCAUUAAAAAUACAUGAAAGGCCUGGGAGAUCACGGAAAGAUGUAAAGGAUGAGAAACUUAGAAAAGAGGGUGUUGAAAAACAAGAAAGAGAUGAAAGAGGGAGGGUUGACAAAAACAUGAACAAUGACAGGGAGGAUAAGCAUCGGAGAGAGGACAGGGAGGAGAAGCCCCAAAAAGAGGAAAGGGAGAAGCCCCGAAAAGGGGAUAGGGAGGAGAAGCUUCAAAUAGAGGACAGGGAGGAGAAGUAUCGGAGAGAGGACAGGGAAGAGAAGCAUCGGAGGGAGGACAGAGAGGAUAAGCCUCGAAAAGGAGAUAGGGAGGAGAAGCUUCAGAGAGAGGACAGGGAAGAGAAGCAUCAGAGGGAGGACAGGGAAGAGAAGCAUCAGAGGGAGGACAGGGAAGAGAAGCAUCGUAGAGAGGACAGGGAGGAGAAGCAUCGUAGAGAGGACAGGGAGGAGAAGCAUCGUAGAGAGGACAGGGAGGAGAAGCAUCGUAGAGAGGACAGGGAGGAGAAGCAUCGUAGAGAGGACAGGGAGGAGAAGCAUCGUAGAGAGGACAGGGAGGAGAAGCAUCGUAGAGAGGAUAGGGAGAAGAAGCAUCAGAGAGAGGAUAGGGAGAAGAAGCAUCAGAGAGAGGACAGGGAGGAGAAGCAUUGGAGGGAGGAGAGGCAUCGGACAGUGAACAGGGAGGAAAAGCAUCAGAAAAAGGACAGGGAGGAAGGGCACAGGAGAGUGGACAGAGAGGAAAAACCCAGGCAACAUGAGAAAUCCAAAAAUGAGAAAAAAGAUGAACAAUUCAUUAGAGAAACCCAUGAAUUAAUUAGUAGCAUAAAGGCAGAUGAUAGGCAUGAAAAGUCCAGACUAGAGGAAAGGUCAAGUUUUGGUGUUACUGACAAAAAAUCUCCACAACACAAAAGUAAAAAUAACGAGGGAAGAUCUCCUAGAAAUGUUGCAAAGUCUGAGGAAAAAAAACAGGACCUAGAACAUACUAAAAAUGAAGGACGUGCCUCGACUGUUAAAGAAAUACAAGACUCUAGUUUCACUGCUAAACAAACAGUGAAGUACCAAUAUGGAGACCUAUUUACUCUUCAUGAGCCUCAAACAAAGAAUCUUGCAGUUGAUACUUCAGAGAAAACCAAAGAUGAAGGUGUUACGAAGACAGGAGGGAAAAAAACGCACAUAGCUCCAGGACCAUGGAAAGUGCCCAGUACAAACAAAGCCACAGAUACCAACACCUUGGAAAUAUAAACGCCAAGUCCAUGUGCUGCCAUCAAGAGCAGCAAAUACAUUUUAGAACUGAAACUGUAUUUGAAGGUUUUUGUUUUUUGCUAUGAGUGGUCUUCCACAAGCUUGAGAGCCACAGAACUCUAUGAAGGUGUCUUGAUGACUUUUUGUACUUUGUGCUGCUAUAAUGAAAGUUGGGGACAGUGUUGUACAGUUGUAGAACAAUAAUUAUUUAACUUUGCCAAUGUGACCAUAACUCCACUACUCGUGCCAAUAUAUCUACUGCUCAGUUUAUCUCCUCUUACUGUAUGUCUUUGUGAAGUGUAAGCUUAACUCGUUUCCUUCAUAAGCCAAAAAGCCUUGGCUGAAUUAUCCGAUUAGCAUGUUGCAUGUUUACAGACAGUAACAAAACAGCAUACAGGUUAGUACUGGACAAAAAGGAAAAAAACAUGUUGCUAGCAUGACAUUUACAGUAGUUAACUUGGAUAUCUACAGAGGUGUUUGCUUUUUUGUGCUCCACACAUUUGAAGACACCUGACAUGAAGACAUGGAAACGAGUUUAUGUAAAAUAUCAAGUGUGGUGUCUGUUGCCACUAGUUUUCUACUUUUUAAAAAGCGCUUAAAAUGUAUUACUGCAGGUAUGGCAGAUGAAGAGGUAAAUUUUGCACCCAUCUGCCUAGUGGAGUUAUAUGAUAACGUACAUGAUUUACAGAAGGCAGAAGAGAAAUAAUAUAUGGAGUUAACCGAGCAGCAUGUAUUUUUAUCGACCUUCGAAAUAAUGAUUUUGUAUAACUUAAUCAUGAUUGGUGAGGGGAAAAAAAAGCUUUUUUUAAGUCUAUGGAAAGCAAAGUGUGAUUGGGAUGAAGUGAACAUGUCUUUCAUGGUGCAAUUUCUGAGGACUGAAAUAUUGUAGGGACAUGAGGCAAAUACAUUGUAUUUUUACAUUGCAGCUUAGGCUCCACAGGUGAAAGACCACUAAAAUGCUGUGACUGUUGUCCGUGCAACCACUAAUCACACACACUGUUGUGUUUGCCACCUGACUUCUUUUCCUAAAGGGUGAAUAUUUUGAGAAUGCCAUUUGUAUGCCACAGCAGUAUACUAAGACAUAAGUACCCUCACAUGAUCUCAGGCAAGCUCUGUUGCCAUGCCCCAAAGAGUAUACCUGAGGUAUGUUAUGUGCCCCUAUAUUCUUUAGUGUGCAGCAUAUUUUGUGUAUGCGUAUCUUUUAGCGUGGACCAGCCGUAGAGUACAGUAUAAUGUUGAAUGUUGCCUACAAGGUCAGAGGUAUCAGACAGACACUAAGUAGGUUGUAAAAGAAAACGAAAAAACACCAUUGCCUAUAUUGUCCAUUUGAUUUAAAGAGUUUGUGUUUUUAGAAAAAUUUUAAUUUUUUUCCAGCAACAGCACCAUUCUUUUCCAUGGGUUGUGUUUGGUAUUGCAAGCCAGCCCUAUUCUUUUCUGAUAUUAAUGCUCGUCUUGGGCAGCACCACUGUUUUCCAAUGUACUCAUGCAUUUGCCUUAAAUGGCCGUACUUUGGGAAUUAGACAUACUUACUUUAUGUCUAAUUAAGCUUAAUCAUAUAUUUGUGUUACGGUUUUUGGUCAUUUUUAAGAGUGCUGUGAGUGAAAGGAAGCUUUGUUCAGAGGCUGAAACCCUGUUGUUAAGUAGUUCUGCUCAUAAAAAAACUGGUGUUGGUUACAAUGUAUCAUUGUUAAAAAUAUAUAUUUGUAAUGUAAAGCAAAAGCAGCAGAACAAAUUUGUUUCCUUCACUAGGCUGCUACUUCUUCACUGGGAUACUUCACUUGGGGCUUAUUCGUCUUACCUUAAUUUCUACAUUUAUAAGGGUCCAUUCACACGCCUGCAAAUGGGUCCACAUCCGUUCCGCAAUAUCGGGAACGGGUGCAGACCCUUUCAUUCUCUAUGGGGCUGGAAUAGAUGCGGAGAGCACACUAUGUGCUCUCUGCUUCCGCAUUUCUGGAGCGCGGCCCCGAAUUGCGGACAAGAAUAGGCAGUUCUAUGGGGGGGGGGGCAGCCAAGUGUAUUGCGGAUCCGGAAUACACCACGAAUGUGUGAUUGGACCCUAAACCGUAGAUCAGGACAGCUUUUCAACUUUUGCUUUCAGUGAGUUCAUGAAAACGUUCACUGAACAUACAUG
Messenger RNA from Bufo gargarizans (Asiatic toad), 8478 nucleotides. It is a transcript of the gene MAGI3, whose product is annotated as membrane associated guanylate kinase, WW and PDZ domain containing 3. The record is from RefSeq and is a predicted model, not a curated record. Gene Ontology annotation, biological process: signal transduction. Gene Ontology annotation, molecular function: protein binding. NCBI's taxonomy places the organism in Eukaryota, Metazoa, Chordata, Amphibia, Anura, Bufonidae. The transcript is spliced from 21 exons. Gene Ontology annotation, cellular component: cytoplasm. The coding region runs from base 1029 to 6347 and encodes 1772 amino acids.